CUACCACAUGUUUAACAACAUGUGUAUUGAAUUAACAAGUAAAUUAUCAAUCCAAAAUGUUACUCAAAUUCCUAACUUGUUAGACUUUUUCAAAUGUACAUAAUGGUGUACAUUCCAAUAUGAAGAAGACUUAUACUCACAAAUAUAAGACACAAAUGAAGAAUUUCGGCUCAUUAAUUUAACAAAUGAAGAAUGGGAAAAUUUAAUGAUAUGAGUGAGUUAAUGACUGAGUUGAUGCUUGACAGUGAUUAUGAUAUGCUUGAAGACGUCACUGUCUGCCCAAAGAAGACAAACAGUGAAUCAUCAUUCAAAUUUACAUAUAUAUCAAAUAGUGAGUUUAAUGCUAUACACAAACAAGUGAAAAGGGAGAGGCAGAGGAAGCGUGAAGAAAAGGAAUGGGAGAUAUUUAUGCAGAAGCAGCAGGCUCAAGAGUACAAAGUUGAGGGGAGAGAUGCUUCAACAAUAACUAAUGUUACUGUUAUUGAUCAUAAUGAUCCCAAGUCUGAACCAGAGACAACAACACAAGGAGAUUCAAUUUUGUUUAAUGAUGAACAGGUGGAACUAAUUCGCCCACAUUAUGAUCCCAAUGUUAAAGAAAUUUAUACAGCAGAAGUGGCCCUUAAGAAUCCAAGCCAAAACAUUAUUCAAUUUGUACAUGUGUCUUCAGAUAUGCAUGAAAACUAUACAAUUGAGCAAGCUCAGGAAUCAUAUAAGUUUAGAGAACAAUUGGGAGGAAAAUUUAUAGUUGACAAAAUUGAGAGAUUCCAGGCCCGGAUCAUCACAACAUUAAAAGUCAUUGGAGAUGUUCUUUCCAAAUAUCCUUAUGAUAGUUUCCUAAAAAAUGGAAUAGACAUCAAGAGAAACCAAGUCAGGAAUGUUGCCUUCUCAAAACGGUUCAAGAGCAACUACCAUUACCAUCUUGUUUGCCAAAUUAAAAGCAUUGAAAAACUUCUCAAAAACAAAACUCUACAGAAAGCAAAACCAAAUUUAAAAGUAAUUGAAAAAUUAUUGUCUUCUCACCAAGUCAUAUUCCAGGCAUUGCAAGUUGUAGAAAAACAUUUGAUUGGAACAUACCCAGUUAAUGAAACGUUCUGCUGGCUGAGGGAUUUCACCGAGUUGAUUAGCAAUUUAUACAACCUACCAUCAUAUUACGAAAAAACAUUCAAAAAUUAUAAUGAAAUGAAAAAUGCAUGUCAAGAGCUCAUCUAUAUAAUUGAUAAUUUUAACGACCGGAUGGCUGAAUUAGAAUUAUUUGAAAAAUUUAACAGACCGUUAAAAAGACAAUACCAGACCAGGUACUGAGCGCGUGAAAACACUCACUCAUUCGAAUGAGCCGAAACUUCUGUCUCAAAGUUAAAUCUUUUUGUAAAAAUAUUGUAAAUUACAAUAAUUUAUAACUAAUAA
Messenger RNA from Cimex lectularius (bed bug), 1404 nucleotides. RefSeq lists its product as uncharacterized. The transcript has 8 exons. Bases 193 to 1302 code for a protein of 369 amino acids. The record is from RefSeq and is a predicted model, not a curated record. NCBI's taxonomy places the organism in Eukaryota, Metazoa, Arthropoda, Insecta, Hemiptera, Cimicidae.